AUGGCGAAUAACCCUAGAGUCUUCCUCGAAAUCACCGUCAACUUCAAAACAGUUGGUCGGAUCGUGAUAGAGCUCUUCGCCGACACGAACCUAGUGACGGCGGAUAACUUCCGGGCUCUCUGUACAAGGGAGAAAGGCAUAGGAGGCGAAUCAAUCUAUGGCCAUCCUUUCAAAGACAAGAACUUCGAAAAGAAAUACAACCGUAAAGGUAUACUCUCCAUGUCCAGCAGUGAUGAAAACACGUACGGAUCUCAGUUCAUGCUCCUCAUGACGGAGUCGCCUGACCUCGAUGGUGAAGUUGAUGGGUUUGAUGUGAUUAGUCGCGUUGAGAAGAUGGCUGGAAGUGGAUUGAGAUACCCUUCAAGGCCCAUGACGAUCUCAGAGUGCGGUCAGAUUUUUCCAGAGUCACCAAUGGUAGGCUACUCUCUCCAGGAAAAUUUUCAGAUGUUGCAGAAUCAGUUGCGAGCUUUGCAACUGAAGGUGGCCGAGAUGGAGAAUAUACUGGCAAAGCAGACCAUUUCAUAUGAAAUGGGAAACGACAUAAUCAAGAUAGAGGAGUCGUUGGCACUGCAGGCGAUGCUCAUGGCACCUCUUACCCACAGAGCAUUAGAAAAUGAAGAAGAUGGCGCUGGUCAUGACAUACCUGAAGAGCAGUAG
Eruca vesicaria subsp. sativa (arugula) is the source of this 657-nucleotide messenger RNA. NCBI's taxonomy places the organism in Eukaryota, Viridiplantae, Streptophyta, Magnoliopsida, Brassicales, Brassicaceae. The record is from the annotation of a GenBank genome assembly.